This is a messenger RNA of Schistocerca nitens (vagrant locust), 927 nucleotides long. Its product is annotated as protein takeout-like. Bases 41 to 817 code for a protein of 258 amino acids. The transcript has 6 exons. Lineage: Eukaryota; Metazoa; Arthropoda; Insecta; Orthoptera; Acrididae. The record is from RefSeq and is a predicted model, not a curated record.
AGCCAGACGUCAGCCGCUCGACCCACCAGCGACAGCCAGCAUGUCACCAGCCUCCGUCACCGCCGCCGCGUCGGCGCUGCACUUACUGCUGCUCGCCGCCCACGCCUGGGCAGCCCCUGCAAAACUGCCCUCGUCGUACAAGACUUGCAAGCAGAACGACCCGGACUUCAACGGCUGCCUCAAGGAGGCGCUGCAGUCAGCUGCUCCACUGCUCAAGAACGGGAUUCCCAGCUUGGGUGUGCCGUCAAUAGAUCCCAUGCCAUUUGCGACCAUCAAGAUCCAGCAAGGGAACAAGCAGAGACCAGUAUCAGUGGACGUCGAGUUCGACAACACGCUCGUCUACGGGAUGUCGCGCGGCUUCGUGGACUCUGUUGAAAUGGUGCCCGGCAGCUACCACAUGAAGGCACACUUGCGUGUUGAUGAUCCCAUGUACAUGAUCGGUACAUACAAGGUGGAAGGCAAGGUUCUGGUCCUGCCCAUCAAGGGAAGUGGCGCCUACAAUAUCACCAUCGUUGGUUUGGAAGCUGAUAUGGAGAUGUGGGGAGAGCCUUUGGAGCGAGAAGGAGAAGUGUACUGGGAUAUCAAGAACUUCACAGUCAAGAUGGAUGUAGGAAAGAUCUACAUACAGUUUGGCAACCUGUUCAAUGGUGACAAGUUGCUGGGUGACAACAUGAACAAGUUCUUGAAUGAGAACAAGGACCUGUUGGUGGAGGACCUGAAACCGGAGAUGGAGUUGGCGCUGGCGGCGACGGAGAUGGAUGUGGCGAGGCGGCUGUUUAGCAACGUGCCCUACAACUCCGUCUUCCCCACAUCAUGAGCGUGCGUGGGAGCGUACGUGUGUGCUCCACUCAGUUGUAACAGGAGGAGUCCGGAGAGCCCCGUCUCACUCUUACUGCCACCGAAACAAUUCUCUCUGUACGCACUUGC